CUUCCCAAUCGGUCCGGUCUCCAUCGCCUUCACCCGAAUUUCGGAUUUUGUCCUAACGCGGUUACUUCGUGCCGGCACCUCUGCCAUAGAUAGCGACACUUUCAAAGAAGAGAGAGAGAGAAACCUUACCGUCAUUUUUUAUGCAAAAUACAAAGUUUUUGUCUUCUUUUCAAUGCUUCAUCUCUGCUCUUACGACUUGUAUUUUUAACCGCAAUCACCGCCGUAUUAAGCGGGAAAAAUAUCGAGAAAAAAAAUUUGUCCUGUUUUAUUCUCUCCGCUUUAAGCUUCAUUUCGCUCUCGCGCAAUCGCAGAACAGCUCGGCACGUUGUCGACAUUGCCUGUGAGUGAGUUAAAGCGAUUCGGGGCAGCAAUUUACUGGGUUUUUUGUGUUUCAGGAAGUUUUGACUGUUCUGACUGGUGUAGAGGCGUAUGAUUUUGUCUGAUGGAAGCUGGUGAGGUUCUGUGAGCUGAAAAUCUUCGCUUGUCUGGCUGAGAACAUUGUUAAAGAGGCAUGCUCAUUUAGUUUUGGUUUCAAUCCUGUGAUUCUCUUGUUCAGUUAAGGUGAAAGUUGGAAUCUUUAUUGUGUUUUUUUGGGAAUUUAAGGUGUGAAUUACUGGAAGUCCAGAUUAAGAUUAGUUUGGUUGUGACUUGUGACUUGUGAUUACUCAUCACCAUCUAGGCUGAUUGUUAUGGCUCAGUCAAAUUCUAAGCCGCCCAUUGGGCAGAAUUUUGGUUUUGGAGCUUCUCAUGCUAGGUCAUUAUCUCAGCCGCACUUUUUUGCAAACAAUUGCUUGCCGCCGCUAAGCCCUUUUCCUCAUGGUGAGUCAUCAAUGCCACCGACAAACUCUGGCAUGAAGGAUGUACAAAUGGAUGAAGUAGAUGUGAAUUCGAGAGGUGCACCUAUUGCUUCUGUCGUGAAAGAGAAUGUUUUCCGAGGUAGUGACAGUCUACCACCUCGUAAAGGACAUCGUCGCUCUAACAGUGAUGUUCCAAUGGGAUUCUCCGCUAUGAUUCAAUCUUCUCCUCAAUUAAUGCCCAUAAGCGGUCACGGGGUGUUUGGCAAAUCAGAAUAUGGCGGAGAUUUUUUGGGAAGGGAAAAGCCUAUCUGUCUGCAGAAACGGGAAAUUGAUGUGAGUAGUGAUAGGAAAUCGGAGGGAGAGGUUAUUGAUGAGUUAUUCUCUUCAUACAUGAAUUUGGAUAAUAUGGAAACAUUCAACUCUUCUGGGACUGAUGACAAAGACAAGGACAGCAUGGUCAGUGGCACCAAGAUGAGUGGCGGUGACAGUGGUAAUGAAGUAGAAAGUGUCUCUAAAGGAAAAGGUACCCAAAUCCAUAUAACAGGUUCAAGAGAAGGAGUCAAAAGAUGCGCUGCUGGAGAUAUUGCUCCAACUGCUAGACACUUCAGGAGUCUUUCAAUGGAUAGCGCACUUGAAAAUUUGAAUUUUGGUGAUGAAUCACCAAAGUUACCUGCUUCCCUAGGAAAUCAGGUUGGGCAGCUUUCUCCUAGCAAUUCAGGAUAUGAAAGCUCUAGCAAGUUGAAUUUCGACUUUGGAAAUGCUGAAUUUAAUGAAGCUGAAAUGAAAAAGAUUAUGGCUGAUGAAAGACUUGCUGAGAUUGCAACAUCUGACCCUAAACGUGUCAAAAGGAUUUUGGCUAAUCGCCAAUCAGCUGCCCGCUCUAAGGAGAGAAAGUUGCGCUACAUAUCAGAGUUGGAGCUUAAGGUUCAAACUCUGCAGUCAGAGGCAACCACUUUGUCAGCCCAAGUUAAUAUUAUGCAGAAAGAUCUUGAUGACCUUUCAAGUCAUAAUCAUGAAUUGAAAUUCCGUCUUCAAGCUAUGGAGCAACAAGCACAACUCAGAGAUGCUCUGCACGAGGCACUAACUGCAGAAGUGCAACGUCUAAAGGUUGCAACAGGCGAGCUCAGCGACGAGUGUAGACUAUCAUCGAGUUGUGUGCCCCAGGAAAUUCUUCAGCAUCACAUGUCCCAGAUGCAGCGCCAGCAGCCCGGUCAAGUUCCACAGUUGUCGAUGGCAACAUCUAGGACCGCAUCAACUUAAGCGACGCCUACCUACAUCAGCGCGAGCUCUCAUUUAAACUCUAAAUUUGAUCAUAUCACAUAGGGCUUUCUUGUCUAUACUUAGACUACACGGGAUUUGAACUUAAAAUAUAUCACAGGUUGUCAUGUCUUUGACUCUUUGUCUGAGGUUUUUUUGUACGUGUUUUGUGUCUUAUAUAUACUCUUCAUGUUUGCUAUUUGAUUUCAUGAGGAAUUGUUUGUUUGUCAAUUGGACCAAUUCAUUAUAACUUUGAUUUACGGGAAAAUUCGAUUACUAUUAGACCCA
Messenger RNA from Ipomoea triloba (trilobed morning glory), 2342 nucleotides. RefSeq names its product transcription factor RF2a-like. The record is from RefSeq and is a predicted model, not a curated record. The transcript is spliced from 5 exons. Gene Ontology annotation, biological process: regulation of DNA-templated transcription. The coding region runs from base 690 to 2057 and encodes 455 amino acids. Gene Ontology annotation, cellular component: nucleus. Gene Ontology annotation, molecular function: DNA-binding transcription factor activity. Lineage: Eukaryota; Viridiplantae; Streptophyta; Magnoliopsida; Solanales; Convolvulaceae.